UUAUAUGUAUAAUAUUUCUGCAGCGGGUGGCAAUUCCCCGCUGUAGAUAAAGAAAAAUUGUUUAUACCACGCACCAACACGUCUGUUAAAAAAACGAACAGAAUCACAAUUUAACUCAGAUAGUUAACAUGUCCGCAAGCGAUGGAGCUACGGGAAGCAAACAAGUGCGGUUGUCCAACAAUCAUAAUAGCAAGGAUUUGAAUGGAACAACAGGCACCGCCGGCGCUGGUGACGCAGCCAAUGCUCGUGGCAAAAUAGCGCUGAUAACCGGCAUAACGGGACAGGAUGGCUCCUAUCUGGCCGAGUUUUUGUUGAAGAAGAACUAUGAAGUACAUGGCAUUAUACGACGUGCUAGCACGUUUAAUACAACACGCAUAGAGCAUUUAUAUGCUGAUCCAAAGGCACACAAAGGAGGACGCAUGAAAUUGCAUUAUGGCGACAUGACAGAUAGCAGCAGUCUGGUGAAGAUCAUUAAUAUGGUGAAGCCAACGGAGAUUUAUAAUCUGGCUGCACAAUCACAUGUGAAAGUCUCUUUCGAUUUGAGUGAAUAUACGGCAGAGGUAGAUGCAGUUGGCACAUUGCGCAUACUGGAUGCCAUUCGGACAUGCGGCAUGGAGAAAUCUGUGCGAUUUUACCAAGCGUCCACUUCGGAGCUGUAUGGCAAGGUUGUGGAGACGCCACAGAACGAACAGACGCCCUUCUAUCCACGUUCCCCCUAUGCCUGUGCCAAGAUGUACGGCUUUUGGAUAGUGAUCAAUUACAGGGAGGCCUAUGAUAUGUAUGCUUGUAAUGGCAUACUGUUCAAUCACGAGAGUCCGAGACGUGGCGAAAACUUUGUGACACGUAAGAUUACCCGGUCGGUGGCCAAGAUUUUGCUCAAUCAAAUGGAAUACUUUGAGCUGGGAAACUUGGAUUCGAAACGUGAUUGGGGACAUGCCAGUGACUAUGUGGAAGCUAUGUGGAUGAUGCUGCAGCGUGAUGUGCCAGCAGAUUAUGUAAUUGCAACUGGUGAAACGCACAGCGUGCGUGAAUUUGUGGAGGCGGCAUUUAAACACAUCGGACGCGAAAUUACGUGGCGUGGAAAGGGUGUCGAGGAGGUAGGCAUAGAACGUAACACAGAAAUUGUGCGCGUACGCAUCAAUCCAAAGUAUUUCCGACCCACCGAAGUGGAUCUGCUGCAAGGUGAUGCGUCAAAGGCUAAGCGAGAACUCAACUGGACGCCAAAAGUUAGUUUCCUGGAGCUGGUCACCGAUAUGAUGAACGCGGACAUCGAGCUAAUGAAAAAGAAUCCCAUUGCAUAGAAGAAAUGGAUUGCAACUAGGCAAAUCUGGCACAAAGUUUCAUACAUAAAUAGAUAUAGAUAUAUAGUUUAAGAUGUAAAGUGUUUUAUGUUUCCUCGACGGGAUUUGCAAUCAUUCCUCUUUUACUACUAUAUCGUGAAUGUCUCUCUAUCUCGCUGUCUCCAGGCAGUUUCCUUAAAUGUUCUUAACUAUUAACCAUUAUACACUUGCAAUAAAUAUGCGUAAACACAAAUUAAUUAGAUA
Molecule: messenger RNA, 1544 nt
Organism: Drosophila hydei
Lineage: Eukaryota; Metazoa; Arthropoda; Insecta; Diptera; Drosophilidae
Gene: Gmd
Product: GDP-mannose 4,6 dehydratase
Exons: 3
Coding region: 129-1301 (390 amino acids)
Biological process (GO): GDP-mannose metabolic process
Molecular function (GO): GDP-mannose 4,6-dehydratase activity
Source: RefSeq, a predicted model, not a curated record